Mustela lutreola (European mink) is the source of this 1526-nucleotide messenger RNA. RefSeq names its product claudin 22 (gene CLDN22). The transcript has a single exon. Gene Ontology annotation, cellular component: plasma membrane; bicellular tight junction. Gene Ontology annotation, biological process: cell adhesion; bicellular tight junction assembly. The record is from RefSeq and is a predicted model, not a curated record. Gene Ontology annotation, molecular function: structural molecule activity. Lineage: Eukaryota; Metazoa; Chordata; Mammalia; Carnivora; Mustelidae. Bases 140 to 802 code for a protein of 220 amino acids.
AUAGCCACUCUGGCAAGAAUCCUCUACACACGAUGAAGAAAUAUUUCCGAGCUCUGCAGAGAGCAUAAGGUGUCACACUUCUCUGCACGCCCGUUGGAAGGCAGGAGCUGGUCUGCCUCGGGCUCCGUGGGGCUCAGGGAUGGCUUUAGUAUUUCGGACUGUGGCACAGUUCGCUGGGAUCUCACUCUCUUUGCUGGGAUGGGUGUUGUCCUGUCUUACAAACUACCUGCCACAGUGGAAAAACCUCAAUCUGGACCUAAACGAAAUGGAGAACUGGACCAUGGGGCUCUGGCAGGCCUGUGUUAUCCAAGAGGAGGUGGGGAGACAGUGCAAGGACUUUGACUCCUUCCUGGCUUUGCCUGCUGAACUCCGGAUCGCCAGGAUUCUCAUGUUCCUGUCCAACGGGCUGGGGCUCCUGGGCCUGCUGGUCUCCAGCUUUGGCCUGGACUGCCUGAGGAUUGGAGAGACGCGGCGGGGCCACAAGAAGGGGCUGCUGAUUCUGGGAGGGAUUCUGUUCUGGGCGGCAGGGGUUGUGGUCCUGGCUCCGGUGUCCUGGGUCGCCUACCAGACGGUCCAGGAGUUCUGGGAUGAGACUGUGCCAGAGAUCGUGCCCAGGUGGGAGUUUGGGGAUGCCCUCUUUCUGGGCUGGUUUGCUGGUUUUUCCCUCCUCCUGGGAGGGGGCCUGCUGGACUGUGCAGCCUGCUUCUCCCAAGCUGCCCCAGCUUUGGGCCACCACGCAGUGGCAGAAACAAGAUAUCACUGUGAGCACCGGCAGAUGAACAAAGCCCAUCGGAAAAUCUAAGCCAGAAAACAUCAGUGGGGUCCAUCGUUCAAGAGCAACUCACUCCUUUCUGGAUUUGGUAGGAUUUCUUGCUACACAGCCAUCCAUUCACUGGGCUUUUAAUUUUCUAAAAUGCAUUUCCCUGUGGCUAUUCGCUUCUUAAAUUAUAAUUUCCUUCUAAGACAGUAAAAACACUUUUAUCUUCUCUUCUGAGACCAAAACCACUCAAGACUUAAUAGUAAUCAUACUCAUUAUGUGGAUGAGUUUUCUCCAUUUUAAAAUAGAUUCGGUGAUUGCACAGAGCUGGUAAAUAAAACAUUGUAUUAGCACUUACGUAUCUUUGAAUUGUUAUUCAUAGAGAUGAAUCGUUUUGGCAACUGCUAAUCAUUUAUUGCUUUCGAGUGUGUAAGGUCACCUGUUAUCUUGAAACUAAAGUCUUGUUGCAUAUUUACUGAGAAAGGACAUUAGAUUAGACUAAAAAAAUUGCUGGUUCUUUGAAAGCUUGAGAGGAGACGUGGGCUAUUUCAUCUCCUUUGUCAUUGGAGACCUCAGGGCCUCUAAGGGGCCUUUUCCAAAAGCCAGCCACAUUCCUUCAUGCCUUCCUCACCAGUGCAGAAGCAGAGGGUGGCAAUCUGGUGUUUGGGGAGGUUCACGUAAAAUACGGGCCCCCAAGUGUGCUUUGGCUUCGGUGCCCUGUGCUCUGUGGCAGACGGCUGAGGGCCCUGGAUGCCGCUGGCUCUGUGGA